CGCUUCACCCGAAAGAGCAUCCAGGGAUUUGCCUAUUUACAAUUUCUGUCGCCACGCUGACGGUUUAUUGGAUCAUCGUUUACGAGAUGAGGAAUCUCGAUGACGCCGAAUGCCACGAGCCCGUUUCUUCUUCGGAAUUAUGGACCGAGUUUCUGGACGCCUUCGCCGUCAUCAUCAUCUACGGCGUCCUACCGGCUUGUUUGCUGAUCGGCAUCUGGACCGCCGGCUUUACGUGGCAAGCGGGAUGGCGGGUUUUCGUCAGGCCCGGCUUUUGCAUGAUCUACGCAAUCUGCGGCUUUCUCUUCGUGCUCGUCGAGCACCUCUGCGAGUUCUUCGACCGUUACUUGGACAAGGAGCAACCGGACGAAUGGCUCUUGGUCCGAAUGUUCUGGCCGACGGUUCGCGCCACCUUCAGCACGUACGCCUUCUGCAACAUGUUUUGUGUGAUUCGCAUCUUUGACGGCAUCAACGGCCGUGUCCGUGCCCGCCGCCGU
Messenger RNA from Mesorhabditis spiculigera, 494 nucleotides. Lineage: Eukaryota; Metazoa; Nematoda; Chromadorea; Rhabditida; Rhabditidae. The record is from the annotation of a GenBank genome assembly.